Daldinia decipiens is the source of this 1705-nucleotide messenger RNA. Its product is annotated as cyclopropane-fatty-acyl-phospholipid synthase. The record is from RefSeq and is a predicted model, not a curated record. NCBI's taxonomy places the organism in Eukaryota, Fungi, Ascomycota, Sordariomycetes, Xylariales, Hypoxylaceae. The transcript has 4 exons. The coding region runs from base 109 to 1536 and encodes 475 amino acids.
GUGCCCUGAUAUGCUCAGUUAUUUAAGAAAGUUAUUUAAGAAACCAUCAAAUAUACCCCAGAAAAGUCUUGUUACCCCUUAGUGUUCUUGUAACUACCCUACAUAACCAUGAUCCCACCAAUCCCAUCAGUCAUUGCCCAGCCGCUCACCCGGGGCGCCGAUCUAGUCCGCGGAGUUUUAGGAAGCUUAACCUGGGGACCGGCCUUGGCAAUAGCUAAGCCGGCUGUGCUUUCUGUCUUCUCUAGGCUCGAGAUUGGCACCCUGCUAUUAGUUGACGAGCCUACGGGGACAAGAAUGGUGUAUGGGCAAAGGCUUUCCUCGAAGGGCCCCAAACCCGUCAAUGGAGAACGCCCAGCCCGGAAAGCAGACAUAAUCCCCCGGGUUGAAAUUAGAGUGAAAGACGAUGCUUUCUGGAUGAGACUGCUUCUCUUUGCCGAUAUGGGGUUUGCGGAAUCAUAUAUGCUGGGUGAAUUUGAGUGUGUCGAUUUGACAGCAUUCUUUCAGCUUUUUAUUGCAAACCGAGAUCAGUUAAGCAAUGGCACUACGAUAUUCUCCUCGAUAUCUGGAGCGGUAUCGAGUAUUGCCCGAACUACAAAUACGCUGUCGAAUGCGCUUUUGAAUGUCUCCGCUCACUAUGAUAUUAGUAAUGACAUGUUUGCGGCUUUCCUCUCGGAGGAUAUGACUUAUUCAUGCCCUAUUUGGCAGACUCGAGAGGCGUCUUAUAAAAACCCCGAAGAAACUCUUGAGGAGGCACAGAUGACCAAAUUGAGACGGUUCAUCGACGGCGCCAAGAUCAAGUCUACCGAUCAUGUUUUAGAGAUCGGGACAGGUUGGGGGUCUUUCGCUAUCGAGGCCGUUAGAAAGACUAGCUGCCGGGUAACAAGUCUAACAUUGUCAAAAGAGCAAAAGAAACUAGCAGAACAGCGGAUCGAUGAGGCAGGAUUUUCAGGUCGGAUAGAUGUGCAACUACUCGACUACCGUAGCUUACCGGAUACGGCGGUUUUUGACAAGAUUGUCUCUAUAGAGAUGUUAGAAAACGUCGGCCAGGAAUACAUGAGUACGUAUUUCGCAUGUGUCGAUCGGCUGUUGAAGAAGAAAGGCGGCAUUGCCAUAUUUCAGUGCAUUACGAUGCCAGAAGGGAGACACGAGGCCUAUUCCAAGUCCGAAGAUUUCAUAAACAAACACAUUUUCCCCGGCGGCUAUCUUCCGUCCACCAUCCAACUCCUUAACCACAUCUCGAAGGAGUCCAAGGGAACGCUAAUCAUAGAGCGGGUUGAGAACAUCGGAGGCCACUACGCGAAGACGCUGCGUCUCUGGAGGGAGAAUUUCAUGCUCAACUUCGAGUCCAAGAUUCGACCGGCGUUGGAGGCGGAGCAUCCGCGUAUGUCAGCGCGGGAGGUAGACGUGUUUAGACGGAAGUGGGAGUACUAUUUCGCCUACUGCGAAGCUGGGUUCGUGACAAAGACCUUGGGCGACGUCAUCAUCACGGUUGGAAGGGAGGGAGCGAUGGAAUUGAUGGAAGAUAUUCCUGUUUAAUAAAAAUAGAGGGCGUGGUCGAAGGGACGUAUAGAAGAUAGUUCCCUUUUUAGAGACGAUUAUAUUACCCUUUUGUACGAUUGCACGGUGUGGCAUACACCUGGAUUUGGAAUAGAGGGUAUUACGAUUGUGUGUUCUAGAGAGAGAUAUAGAAUAGGAGUACAGCUCU